ACCCUUGUUUGAAGCUUUUGUCAGUGUCGUGAUAAUACCGCACGUCAUGAAAACUAAUUCAGCACUGAUCAUAACAUGAAAAUCUGAUUUCUGGCUAAUUUCAUUAUAGAUGUAUGAUCAUCCAGUGGUGUGUUGGCUGGUCUCAGGUGAUGAUGGGAACUCUCCGCGACCUCCAGUGUGCCCUGCAGACUAAGAUUGAGGAGCUGCGGCAGCGGGAUGCUCUCAUCGAUGAGCUGGAGCUGGAGCUGGACACGAAAGAUGAACUUAUCAGACAGUUACAGAGCGAGCUGGACCGCAUCCGACCUGCUCCAGGCCGUCACAGCACUGCAGGGACCACAGCAUUACCAGAUGAACCUCAGCGCAUUAAACGGCAGGCCAUAUCAGCAGAACCGACAGUGCUGGAUCCACAUCAGCUCACCCACGUCCAUCUCACCAACUACAGCAAGACUGAAGAGUCUCGAGAGCUGAUCCUGAAGGCUUUGUUGGAGAAUGACUUCAUGAAGCACCUGGAGGCUGCUCAGAUCCACACCAUCACCGACUGCAUGUAUCCCACAACACUGACCCGGGGCUGCUGCGUCAUCCAGGAGGGAGAUGACGGAUCCACUGUGUACGUGCUGGAAGAGGGGCUGGUGGAGGUCACUAAAGGAGGACAGAAGCUCUGCAGCAUUGAACCGGGGAAGGUGUUCGGUGAACUGGCCAUACUGUACAACUGCACACGCACAGCCUCCGUCACCGCUCUGACAGAUAUAAAGCUGUGGGCCAUUGACCGGCAGGGUUUCCAGACCAUCAUGAUGAGGACGGGCCUGCUUAAGCAUUCAAACUACAUGCAGUUCUUGAGGAGUGUGCCGUCCUUCAAGACUCUGACUGAAGAUGUGCUGAGCAAACUCGCAGAUGUUCUGGAAGAGAGUCGCUACAGUGACGGCGACUUCAUCAUCCGCCAAGGCGCCACCGGAGACACGUUCUUCAUCAUCAGCGACGGUCAGGUGAGAGUCACGCAGCAGAAAUCAGCCAAUGAAGAGCCAGUAUUUCUGUCCACGCUCAGCAGAGGAGACUGGUUUGGAGAACAGGCUCUCGAAGGGGAAGAUGUGCGUACAGCGAACGUGACGGCUGUUGGAGAAGUGACGUGUCUGGUUGUGGACAGAGAGUCCUUUAAGCAGCUGAUCGGCGGUCUGGACAGUGUGAGCAGUCGGCUGUGUGAGAGCGAAGAGAUCAAGGCCAUGCUGCAAGCUGAGGCUUCGUUCUUCUCCAGGCUGCGUCUCAGUGAUUUCCGUGUGGUCUGUACUCUAGGUGUGGGGGGAUUCAGCCGUGUGGAGCUGGUGCAACUGAAGGAGCAUCAGAGUCGCUCGUUUGCUCUGAAGGUCCUAAAGAAGAGACACAUUCUGGACAGCAGCCAACAGGGGCACAUCCUGUCUGAGAGACGCAUCAUGAUGGAGGCGCACAGUCCCUUCACUGUCAGACUCUACCGCACAUUCAGAGACUCUAAAUACCUCUACAUGCUGAUGGAGGCCUGUUUGGGGGUAGAACUGUGGACACUGCUUAGAGACAGGGGUGUGUUUGAGGACAGCAGCUGCCGCUUCUAUAGCGCAUGUGUUCUGGAGGCUCUGCUCUUCCUGCACUGCCGAGGAAUCAUCUACAGAGACCUGAAGCCCGAGAACAUCAUCCUGGACCAGCGCGGAUACGCCAAACUGGUGGACUUUGGUUUUGCUAAGAAGGUUGGUCUGGGGAAGAAGACUUGGACGUUUUGCGGGACCCCGGAGUAUGUGGCUCCUGAGAUCAUCCUAAAUAAAGGCCACGACGUCUCUGCGGACUGCUGGUCUCUGGGAAUCCUCAUCUUUGAGCUGCUCAGCGGCAGUCCUCCGUUCUCCGGCUCGGACCCCAUGAAGACCUACAACAUCAUCCUGAGAGGAAUCGACAUGGUGGAGUUUCCUAAGAAGAUCAACAAGAGCGCCGCAAACCUCAUCAAGAGGCUCUGCAGAGACAACCCCUCAGAGAGACUGGGCAACCAGAAGAACGGAGUAAAAGACAUCCAGAAGCACAAAUGGUUUGAGGGCUUUAACUGGGAUGGUCUUCGUGAAGGAACUUUGACUCCUCCGUUUAUUCCCAGCGUUAACGGGCCGCUGGACAGCAGUAAUUUUGACUGUUUUCCUGAAGACACUGAUGAUCCUCCGGCUGAUGAAGAGUCAGGCUGGGACGCAGACUUCUGAUCUUUAUUUUAUCAUUUAAGUCAAAUUUAUACAGAAAAUCUUGAACUGCAACAACAAAAAAUCUUCCUUUAAAAGUUUUUCACACUUGAAAACAUAAAAAAACCUAAAACUGAACAUUUUGGGACAAAAAAAAAUUAGUUUUUAUUUGU
Messenger RNA from Danio aesculapii, 2353 nucleotides. Its product is annotated as cGMP-dependent protein kinase 1-like. NCBI's taxonomy places the organism in Eukaryota, Metazoa, Chordata, Actinopteri, Cypriniformes, Danionidae. Gene Ontology annotation, biological process: protein phosphorylation. Gene Ontology annotation, molecular function: cGMP-dependent protein kinase activity; ATP binding. The record is from RefSeq and is a predicted model, not a curated record.